AAUAAAAAUAACAAUCCAUGUGAAAUUCCAAUUCUAAUGCCCCUAUAUCAUUUCAAUUUUCAUUGUUACGCCAUCAUCAAAGAAUAGAAGAAACCAUGGCAUUCUUAUUGAACAAAUCAACCCUUGCUUCCCAUUUUCGAUCUACCUCUCAGAACACUCAAGACUCCGUUCCCCUCUCGCGCCGUCGAUUCCAUGUUCAACCCGGUCUUCGUGAAAAAGCUCUCUUGGCAGAAGAUUCAGCUCUCAAGCCAUUCAAAUCAUAUAAGCAGAGUGUGAAAAAGCUCAGAAAAGUUGGUGAUGUUUUAACUAUUGUUGUUGUUGCCGGAUGCGUUUAUGAAAUAUAUGUCAAGGCAGCUGUGAGAGAAGAAACUCGUAAACAGUAAUGUUAUGAUAGUCAUGUUAGAAUAAACUGAAAAAGUUUGAACCCAAAAUUUCUUGUGCAUGAGUAGUUUUUUCACCGUUCAAGAUUUGCGUGUUCUGAUUAUAAUAUUGAUUGCCAGAUCAUAAAUUUGUGACUAUAGAUCUGAAAUAUAUAUGGAACUCAUUCUACCAUCAAAA
This is a messenger RNA of Trifolium pratense (red clover), 558 nucleotides long. Its product is annotated as succinate dehydrogenase subunit 7B, mitochondrial-like. The transcript is spliced from 4 exons. The record is from RefSeq and is a predicted model, not a curated record. Bases 96 to 383 code for a protein of 95 amino acids. NCBI's taxonomy places the organism in Eukaryota, Viridiplantae, Streptophyta, Magnoliopsida, Fabales, Fabaceae.